This is a messenger RNA of Darwinula stevensoni, 411 nucleotides long. NCBI's taxonomy places the organism in Eukaryota, Metazoa, Arthropoda, Ostracoda, Podocopida, Darwinulidae. The record is from the annotation of a GenBank genome assembly.
AUGGAAAGUUACUUACCACCACCUCCUUCGUGUUCUCAAUCGAUGUCAAGUGAAGGCAGUGAAACCAGCUCUAGCCCCUCAUGUAUUGCAGCAACAGCAGCUGAAGGUAGAGCUGAAGCACGACUCAUUAUAGAUGCCCAGAUCAAGCAAGAACAGGAGGAUGUUGAUGGGAUGUGUUCAGUUGAAGACAUCCCAAUGUCUCCUCCAAUCUCAGAGAUUCCCACCCUCCCAUCAGAUUUCAGACCACAGCCCAUGCACAGGAAAGCUGCAAAGCAUUAUGUCCCGAAGGAGCAGAAGGAUGACAAAUAUUGGGCAAAGAGGGCGAAAAACAAUCUUGCUGCAAAGAAGUCUCGAGAUACAAGGAGAAUAAAGGAAAAUCACAUCAUUCUCAGGGCUUCCUUCCUUGAGGAA